UAAGAGAUAAUCCACCAAAAUGGUUUUGUAAAAAUAAGAAAUUAGUUUAUGAAUUAGCUACACCCAAAAAAUCCGAUUCAUUUCAUGGUAAAUUAGAAUAUACGAGGUGGGAAGAAUUUCCUUUACCAAGUUCAUUUAAAAGCGAGGAAGAAAUUGAAUUGGAAAUUGAAGUUAGCAAUGAUGUAUUUGAUUAUUCACCACCCGAAGAUGAUAAUACAGUAGUUUGGUAUGUGAAUUUUGCGGAUAGUGAUGUGUUCGGAUAUUAUGGAACGAAUUUAUUUGCGCAAGAUGAGAGCCAAUGUUUAGAGCAUCCCGCAUUAUGUUCACUACGAGUUUGCCUUGCAAAGAAUAAAGAUCAACAAGCGCAUUUUACAACCGCGUAUCCAAAUCUUACCAAACAUUCAUCCAGUGAUAUCUCAACCGUAGCAACCCCAAUAUUAGUUAGAGGGGUAGAAAGGAAAGUGAAAAUAAUGACAAAUUCUGAUGCACGAAACGAACGUCCAUAUGGAUUAUACGGACAUCAUUUUUCACAAGCGUCACCUAAUGCAAUUAAAUUAGCUACCACAAUAUUUGAUGAAAGGAUUGAUCAAAGAACAGGACGUCCUUAUUAUUCUAAUAUUAUCGCAAUCGAAGCUCCAAAAUAUGGUCGAGGUAGUUAUACCAUCGAGAAUAUUAAAAAAAUAUUAGUUGCUGCUUAUUCGGGUUUUCUUGCCGCUAAAUUUGAAAGCUUGGUUGAGAACGGAAUUCUUGAAAGAAUUCAUGAAGAAGAUCAAGGAGGGCAUACUAAUAUUAAACUUAAAGAUGAUGAAAGUACACAAAAACCUAGAGUGAUUAUCCACACUGGAAAUUGGGGAUGUGGCGCUUAUGGUGGUAACGUUUCAAUCAUGUCUUGUUUACAAAUUGCGGCUGCUCAUUUAGCUGGCAUUGAUAAAAUUAUUUAUCAUACCGUGGGUAAAGAGGAAGAAUUUGAUAUUGGUUUACAAAUUUAUAAAGAAUUGAUUGAUGAUGUAAAAGAUGUAAACGUUGUCGAUUUUAUUGAAAAUGUUGAAAUGGAAAAACUUCAAUGGGGUUUCAGUAAUGGAACCUAA
Funneliformis caledonium is the source of this 1088-nucleotide messenger RNA. Lineage: Eukaryota; Fungi; Glomeromycota; Glomeromycetes; Glomerales; Glomeraceae. The record is from the annotation of a GenBank genome assembly.